AGCAGCAUGACAGUGCAACAUCUAAACUAGAGCCACAGCUAUACACUUAUAUGUGCGAAGAGGGGCGAGAGACCUUGAAAAUCAUAGAGAGAAAGAGAGAGGGAGAGGUAAGUUAAAUAGAAAGAGAAAAUACGGCAGAGAAACUGUAAUAGUGACAGGAGAGAUGCGCGUAGGGGUGAAGUGGCUUUGUCGGAGGAGCUGAGCCGUGCCGCUCACACACAUACACACACACACACACACACUUCCAAAUCUCAGGACUCCCAAGGAAGGAGGAGAGAAUGAAGAAACACUCGGCUAGAGUGGCUCCUCUCAGCUCUUACAGCACUCAGGUGCUCACCUGCCCCAUUUCUGAAGGAGAGGAUGGCUCAGAAUCGCAAGCAGAAACUCCAGUCAGUGAAACCAGUGGAGAUGGCACUGCAUAUCAGGCCUGCACCAACACAGUACUCAAGGUGCUGGGAGGCCUGCUGGUGGUGUUGUGCGUCUCCUCGUCCUGGGUGGGCACCACACAGAUGGUCCAGCUCACGUUCAAGUCCUUUUCCUGUCCUUUUUUCAUCACCUGGUUUAGCACCAACUGGAACAUCCUCUUCUUCCCCCUCUACUACUCUGGGCACGUGGCCACCACCAGAGAGAAGCAGACACCCAUUCAGAAAUUCAGGGAAUGUAGUCGCUUGUUCGGGGAGGAUGGAAUGUCUCUGAUGGUGUUUCUGAAGAGAACAGCACCCUUCUCUAUCCUGUGGAUGCUGACAAACUAUAUGUACUUGUUGGCACUGAGAAAACUAACUGCCACAGACGUUUCAGCGCUCUACUGCUGCCACAAGGCCUUCGUCUUCCUCCUGUCAUGGAUCGUCCUGAAAGAUCGUUUCAUGGGUGUGCGGAUUGUGGCUGCCAUCAUGGCCAUCACGGGCAUUGUCAUGAUGGCAUAUGCUGAUGGUUUCCAUGGGGAUUCCUUUAUGGGUGUGGCCUUAGCUGUUGGCUCUGCCUCCACUUCAGCUCUCUACAAGGUGCUGUUUAAGUUGUUCCUCGGCAGUGCCAAUCUGGGCGAGGUGGCUCAUUUCUUCUCUACAAUGGGCUUUUUCAACCUCAUCUUUAUCUCCUGCGUUCCCCUCAUCCUCUACUUUACCAGAGUGGAGCACUGGGGUUCCCUCUCAUCUUUGCCCUGGGGUUAUAUGUGCGGUGUGGCCGGCCUUUGGCUAGUAUUUAACAUCCUGGUCAAUGUUGGAGUGGUGCUCACAUAUCCUAUUCUCAUAUCUAUCGGAACGUUACUCAGUGUUCCUGGCAAUGCAGCCAUUGACGUGUUGAAGCACGAAGUGAUAUUCAGUGUGGUGCGUCUGGCUGCCACCUGCAUCAUCUGCCUGGGCUUCCUGCUGCUCCUGCUCCCUGAAGAGUGGGACACAGUCACCCUGCGCUUCCUCACUGCACUGGCUGACAAAAAAACGGAGGAGCACGGCGAGGAGCUCACCGAGUCCAGCAUCCACACACGCAGCCGGAGUAGAGCCAACGGAGCCAUAUCAAUCCCUUUGGCAUGACCUUUAACCUGUCAGAGACCUAGGAAUGAGUAGCCAGUGGUCAAUAUAGAUCCAGCAUGCAGCAGCAUUUGGGCAAAUAGAACGGUCUGGUUAUAUUCAAGGUUUUUGAAAGAAUGGAGGGGUCUUGAAGACAAACAGCAAAGUGGAGAGGAAUGAUGGUAUUUUCUUUAACAAUAACCACAUCAGCCAGUAAGAACAGAUUUCAAAAGAGACCAGAACAUGCUGUUACUGGCCUCCACUUUAAUGGAGAUAACAUUUAAGAGAUUUAUUGAGUGUUCCGAGAAUAACGUCUCGCCCUCUUAAAGGGAUAGUUCACCCAAAAAUGAAAAUUCUCUUAUCAUUUAUUCACCCUGAUGUGGGAUGGCAUGAGGGUGAGUAAAUGAUGAGAGCAUUUUCAUUUUUGGGUGAACUAUCCCUUUAAAGAAAUAGUUCACCCAAAGAUGAAAAUUAUGUUAUUAUUUACUCACCCUUAUGUCGUUCCAAAACCAUAUGCUGUUCUUAUUUCUUUCUGUAAAACACAAAAGUAGACAUUUUAAAGAAUCUUUACACAGUUCUUGCCAUACAAGAACAAUUUUUAUUGCAUGCCACUCUGGAAUACUUGAUUCUGAUUGGUCAAUGGCAGUACCUGGCAGUCUGAUAUCGCUGAGUAACAACUGAACAUUCGGGGAUUAAGACGUGUUAGACUGGUUAUCUGGGUAUUGUGAGUAACCUCUUCUGCUUCUCGGAUCACUGUGCGAUCUCUACAAGUAAGCUUAUAAAAUAAUGUAAAAUCAAAUCAAUGUUUCAUGUCCAGUUAUUUAUUUAUUGGGCAAUUAGUCUUGCAAUAGACUGAAUAAUGAGGAAUCAGACAGAAAUGGAUUUCAACUGUUCAGCGAUUUAUUUCUUCUCACAUAAUUAUAUAAUUUCAGCGCAAAUCAAUAUUUUAUGUCCAUUUAUGCAGUAUAUUUAGCCGUGUAAGCGGGAUAAUGUACAGUCAGCCAGUUGUUAUUGCAAAAUAAACCCCUUCAGGAUAAUACAAGAUAAUCAAGAUACAAGAUACCUGACCACCCUGUCUGGGUUUAUUUUGCAUUUACAACGGGCUAACUGUACAUUAUACCUUACAAAGUGAACAUGUCUGUUAAGCUCCAAAAAGGACAACAACAAUAAAAACACCAUAGUCCAUACGACUCUUUUAGGAACAGACUGAAAUUUAAGUCGUUAUUCACUGAUUAUCCUCACUUCUGCCAAAGCUUGAUUGUCUGCGUCCAGAUUAAAAAAAUGGUAUGUCAACGUCAUUAAAGGCAAAGUGGCAUUGGUUCUCAUGUGUAGUAACAGAACAUGAUUCAAAAGCAGAGCUAGACGUGAGCUAUGGCAGCGGUAGACAUUAUCAGUGAAUAACAACCUCAGUUUUGGUGUAUUCUUCACACCAAGCUUUCGUAUGACUUCAGAAGACUUGGAAUAUAGCGCAUCUUUUAUGGUCCUUUUUGGAGUGUGACAGCCAUGGUCACUGUGAUCUGUCAUUGUAUGUCAGGAACGGUGGGGAAUUUAUUUAUUUAUUUAUUUUUUUCAGAAUUUUCAUUUGUGGGUGAACUACUCUGUUUUCAAACAGGGGUAUUUACUGACAGUAUUUAUUUAUUUUUUACAAAAGGGAUCUAGUAUUCUCUUCUUUAAGUGAGGGCCUUACAUUUCUAUGGGCAGAUUAACUCAUCCAGUACAUAGAAAUGAAUGGACUUUCAGAUUAUCUCUAUGCACGCAAACCCUGCACCCCCCAGCCAGCCCUCCCCAUGGACUGUAUUCUGUGAAUAUAGACCCUGUCAGGGACAGUUUGGAUCAAUGUACACAUGAAUGCUUUCAGAAAUCGGAUAAACUGUAUAUGUAUAUGAAAUACAAGGAAUAUUUGCAUUGUACGUAGUAGUGUUAGAUUGUGUAUAUGUAGAAGAAAUAUAUUAUGCUUUAAUGAAUGAACUUACAUUUCCUUUUAUAAUA
This is a messenger RNA of Myxocyprinus asiaticus (Chinese sucker), 3491 nucleotides long. RefSeq names its product solute carrier family 35 member F4-like. Gene Ontology annotation, molecular function: transmembrane transporter activity. The record is from RefSeq and is a predicted model, not a curated record. The transcript has 7 exons. Gene Ontology annotation, cellular component: membrane. Bases 279 to 1526 code for a protein of 415 amino acids. Gene Ontology annotation, biological process: transmembrane transport. Lineage: Eukaryota; Metazoa; Chordata; Actinopteri; Cypriniformes; Catostomidae.